Molecule: messenger RNA, 3308 nt
Organism: Callorhinchus milii (elephant shark)
Lineage: Eukaryota; Metazoa; Chordata; Chondrichthyes; Chimaeriformes; Callorhinchidae
Product: charged multivesicular body protein 2b
Biological process (GO): late endosome to vacuole transport; endosome transport via multivesicular body sorting pathway; protein transport
Cellular component (GO): ESCRT III complex; multivesicular body
Source: RefSeq, a predicted model, not a curated record
AGCUGAUGAAAGAACAGAAUCGAGAGUUGAGAGGGACUCAACGAAAUAUAGCAAGAGAUCGAGCAGCCUUAGAGAAACAAGAGAAACAGCUGGAAAUGGAAAUUAAAAAAAUGGCCAAAGCGGGGAACAAGGAAGCCUGUAAGAUUUUAGCCAAGCAGCUGGUGCAGCUGCGGAAACAGAAGACCCGCACAUAUGCUGUGAGUUCAAAGGUUACCUCCAUGUCCACUCAGACCAAAGUAUUGAACUCUCAAAUGAAGAUGGCCGGUGCCAUGGCUACCACAACAAAGACAAUGCAGACCAUGAACAAGAAAAUGGACCCACAGAAGACCUUACAAACUAUGCAGAAUUUCGAAAGGGAAAACGCGAAAAUGGAAAUGACCGAAGAAAUGAUGAACGAUACGUUGGAUGAUAUUUUUGAUGACUCUGAUGAGGAAGGUGAAACCGAAGGCAUUGUAAAUCAGGUGUUGGAUGAAAUUGGAAUUGAGAUUUCUGGAAAGAUGGCUAAUGCUCCAUCAGCUGCCAAAGGUCUUCCUGCAGCAACCACAUCAAAAGCUGGAAUUUCAGAUGAGGAAAUCGAACGCCAGUUGAAAGCUUUAGGAGUGGAUUAAACAAUGCAUUAUUGGGGGCUGUGGGCAAGAGGAGAAAGAAGUCUCUCUGUUUAUAUGUAAAUACUUUACUUUCUACCUUAACUAACUUGGAUUUCCAGUAAAGACUGGAUUGUGUACAUUUAAUUGGAGCAGUGUGGACAUCCUUCAGCAACAACAGAAAUGCACCUUUCUAAAGUGGAAUCUGAAACUUUUAACUGGAUCAUGCCUGGCUCUUCAAUGCUUCUGCUUUUAAGUAAUCUAUGAAAUGUCUGAUUAGCAUCUCUGGAGUGGAGAUAUAUGCAGAAUUCAUGACACUUAUAACCACACUACUGAUAAAUGCAGUUCAGUAGACUGAUUAAUUUGUAUGACUCUGUUUUUCCAUGUUGAAGUGCCUACUUUAAAUUCCACUUUGAAAGAUGACUGAAGAAAAUGUAUGUUUGUUGCUGCCAAUUACUACACUCAGCUCUCGCAUUCUGUGCUGUUAACCACUCAGCUGAACAUUAUAUGUAACCGUUGUAACAUUUUCUAUUUCUUCUAAAUAAGCUGCUGAUCAAUUCCUUGUGUCAGUAUUCAUUCAGAUCAGUUUGCAAAGCAAUACUUCCAAAACUUCUGAAAGCAAAUUAUAAUUCACAGUUUACAAAAUCCCUGCUGUGUGCGAAGUGCUUAAAAAUCUCACAAAAAUUCAAUAGUAAUGGUCGCAAUUUCACUUUACAUGCCAUUUUCCAGGAGCAAUUUCUCUGACUGGUAACACUUGUUUAGCUGCAUGUAUGUAUAUGAUCUGAAUGGAUAUUCAAAGCUUAAACCUAUUAAAUUUUAAGAGGUCUUGUUCAAUGACUAUUUUGAAUCUAAAAGGAGCUCGACUUCCAGAUUAUGUGGUAGGUUUACUUUUAAAAGUAACAUCAUCCAAUCUUUCACACUACGCCUCUGAAUGUUGAUCUGCCUCAGUCAUAUAAUUGGCAAUUAAAGAAAAUUGCACAAAUUGGUCAAGUGAUUAUACUUAAAACAAAGAUCUAAAUUUAUUGCAGUGUGGAUAGUAAUAUCUGGAAAAUGUGACUUUGUUAAAUAUUUUUAAGUGUAACCUAAUCCAUUUUAUCCAGGCCUUUAUCUUUUUAACUGAUGGCAGCUUUAUUAUUCCAUCAAUUCAUUGUUUGCCCUUAUUAAUUCCUUGCAUUUAUUAAUUGCAUUUAAUUGAUGGAAUAAUUUGCAGAAGCCUUCAGGGAUGUGCUCAGCAAUGUUUUAAAAUGAAGGGUGCCUGCCAGGUAAAUAUGUAACGGAGUUAUAUAUUGUGUAACAUUGUAGUGCAAGCUGCUGCUGUACAUCCACAGUCAGGCCAGACCCAACGUUUCUUGAGAGCAAGUGCACACUCCUCAAUGCAGCGAGGCCUUGGCAGCAUUCAUGCUAGAGAAAUAGAGAGCGACUUACAGGUUCUUUUUUCCUCCCCUGCCUGCUGACAGAACUGUUAUUCCCUUCCUAAAUCAUUACUGGUUGUGAUAUGAGCUUUUGCCCUCUGCUGGGAGAGGAUGACAGAAAGGGAGAAAAUAAAAGAUGGGGAAAUAGCAAACUCCGCUUUUGGUCUUGUAAACUCAAAUGCAGUGCAGCUGUUAGGCAAGUUAGUCAAUUAAUACAUAGCUACGUGCUACUGUACUCUAAAACUAUUUUUUCCCCAAGGAUUUGGAGCCAGCACAGUUGAAACAACAACUUACAUUUGGAGCUCCAAUGUACUUGCAAGCUUCCUAUACUAUCUAUUCUAUGUAAAAUUAAUGUAGACCCUCAUUUGGUUGUUAACGGAUAUACAGUAUAAACCAUGUGUUUUAUAUAAUUAAUGAAACUAGAAAAUAUAUUGGGAUUUUGUGUGAUAUUGCCACAUUCCUUGAGAAAUGAGGAAAAGAAAACACUUAAAUAUUUAAGACCAUUCUUUCUCCCAAGUCACGUUUUCUGGACUACUCAGGUUCAGUUUUAAUUUGGAUCCUGUUCACACUUGUCGUUCACACUACACAGAUGCUUAAAUAAUCUCAUUUAUUUGGUAAGAGCAUACAGUCAAGCAACAUGUCUAGCUUGUGAACAACCAGUGAAACAACCUUGUGAGUUGUAAAAAGGAGCUUUAUAUUAGCAAGCUUACAUCUUGUUAAGAGCGACAAAACAUGUUUGAGUGACCUGCUGUUCGGUCUGGAUUUCUUCAUUUGGAAUUACCUCCGACACAUGUCUGACAUUGCUCACUUUGUUAACGAAAUGUUAUUUGCAUCAAGGUUAGUUGAUGUUGUGAUCAACUUUCGGUUGCCAGAAACUUUUAACGUUCAUGAAAAAGUCAUUUGUUUUCCCUCUCUCUCGCCUCGUGGCUAUACACAGUCGGGACUCUUCCAUUUGAGUGCACCAGUACAUCCUUGGGGUAAUCUGAGAAUUGGCUUGAAUACCUUUUUAAGCAACAACUUGCAUUUGUACAGCAGAUGUUAGUUGACACUUUCUAUUGACACUUUUUAUUGCACUGAGGUUAUUCAGGUGACUGACUGACUGAUAGUCCUUUAUGCUUUCUGUACUUGUUUAUGUACCAACUGAUAAUUCUGAAAACUGGUUUGUUUCUUGGAAUUUUGUGUUAAUUGUUUUAGAUCUCUUAAGGGUGAAGUGGAAAGGGCAGCUUCGCUGAAAUUUGCCUGCAUAUUUAUAUUACUUUGAACGGGAUGAUUUCUUUAAAGCAAUGGUGUUGAUCUCUUGUAAGGUGGGGGA